AUGACGCAAUACGCAGCAGCAAAACAAACUCUAUUGAACACUUUUGGUGAAUCCGAUGAAUCAAGAAUUCGCAAACUUCUCCACGGCCAAUCGUUAGGAGACAACAAACCCACACAAUUUCUCCAAAAACUUAAAAAUCUUGCAUCAGGACAUGUUGGUGAUACAGUCUUGAAAAGUAUUUUCCUUGAGCAAAUGCCAGAUCAAAUUAGGACAAUUUUGUCAGUCACAGAUUGCUCAAUCCAGGUUUUAGCAGAACAAGCUGAUAAAAUUUUUGAAGUCCUUAAGCCCCCAAAUGUUUGCGAAAUAAAGAAUCAAGCUGAAGCGUCAUUACCACAAUCGAUUAUAUCAGAAAUCACAUUAAGACAACUUUCGGAACAAAUUAAAGCACUUGAAAGUAAGAUCGAAAAGCUUCAAGGUAAGAGAAACAGAUCUCUAUCACGUGAUUCGACAUCAUUCAAAAGCAAUAGAUCCGAUUCUCGUUCACGAAAAUGGUGUUGGUAUCAUCGUCGUUUUGGAGAAAGAUCCACAAAAUGUACUUCGCCAUGUUCAUAUGCAAAAAACUAA
Molecule: messenger RNA, 564 nt
Organism: Lucilia cuprina (Australian sheep blowfly)
Lineage: Eukaryota; Metazoa; Arthropoda; Insecta; Diptera; Calliphoridae
Exons: 1
Coding region: 1-564 (187 amino acids)
Source: RefSeq, a predicted model, not a curated record